Plasmodium relictum is the source of this 3438-nucleotide messenger RNA. Its product is annotated as conserved Plasmodium protein, unknown function. The record is from RefSeq and is a predicted model, not a curated record. The transcript has a single exon. NCBI's taxonomy places the organism in Eukaryota, Apicomplexa, Aconoidasida, Haemosporida, Plasmodiidae. Bases 1 to 3438 code for a protein of 1145 amino acids.
AUGUAUUUAAAAGAAAAUGAUGAGAAUAAUAAGAUAAAUAUAAAUAAUUACAAAAACAUAAUACAUAAUAAAAAAAAAAAUAUAGAUAUAUUGAAUCAACAAAAUGAGUUAGAUAAAAAGGGAAAUAAAACUUUAAUAAAUAAUAAUGAAAAUACUAUGAAAUAUUGUAAUAUAAAGGAAAAGAUAGAUAAUAAUAUUUAUGAUGAAACUGAAGAUGACAGUGAUGAAGAUUACGAAGUAGAUGAAGAAGAAGACGAUGAUGAUGAUUUUGAUGUAAAUGAAUAUGACGAAGAAGAAAUAGACUUAAACUUUAAUUCAUAUAAUAAUUAUUAUUACGAAGCAUAUAAUGAAGAUGACGAUAAGAAUGAAAUAGAGGAAAUAAUAAAAAAUAAAAAUAGAGACGAUAGUAUAAAAAAUGAAGAAGAAAAAAAAGACAAUAUAACAUGUGAAAAAUAUAAUAAUUUAUUAACAAAUUACAGGAUAAGAGAACAUUAUAAUAUAAAUAAGGAGUUAAAAAAAAGGAUAACUAAUGAUUAUACUAAUAAAAAUGAUGAUAAUAAAAGUGAUAGUUGCUAUAGUUGUAAAAGUGAAGAUAGAAUAAAAUAUGAUAAUAAUAACAAUAUUUUAAGGAAUAACUAUGAAAUUAAAAAUGAAAAUGAUUUUACAUUUGAUGUUUUAGAUCGUAUUGAUGAUAUUUACUACAAAGAAUCAAGAUAUAAAAGCUUGAAAAAUGUGAAUAAUUAUAAUAACAAUGUUUGUAUAAAUGAUUUAAAUUUAAACUUAAUAAGUGAUUACCUAAAUGUUGAUAUAUCAGUAUUUCAUAAAAAAACUACAAUUUUGUUAUUAGGAAAUACACAAAGUGGAAAAAGUUCUUUUAUUAAUUGGUUCUCUGAGAAUUAUGUUCAAAAUACUAGUUCCAUACAAAAGCAAAAUCAAAUAACCUAUGUAGAUAUAAAAAGUAAUUUUAAAUUUAAUUUUAAAAAACUGAACAAUGAUAAUUAUCAAUUCGGAUUAUUAAGUAAAUUAAAAAAUAAUAAUCAUUAUGAUUCAAGUAAAAAUUGUGAAUUAUAUAAUGAAAAUAAGAAAAUCAUAUUUUCUGGAGAAAAUUGUGAUUAUUUAUUUAAACCUUUUCAAAAAUUAAGAAAAAAAGCUCAUAACAUUAAAAAAUAUAUAUACGGAAAAAUUUAUUAUCAAAAUAACUUAACUAAAUAUAUGAAUAGAGUUAAUUCAGUUUCUUUUAUCGAUACAAGUGGAAUAAAUGAAAUUAGUGAUGUAGAAUAUGACGAAAUAAUAAUGAAUUUAUCAAAAUAUGUUGAUUUAAUAUUUAUAUUCAUUGAUUCCAAUAAAUAUUCUAUAAAUACAAGGCUACUAAGAAUUAUAAAUUAUUUAAUAGAUAAUCAAAUAAAUAAAGUUACCAUAUGUUUAACUAGAAUUGAUCUAAUGAAAAAAAUAAAUCUAUACCGGGUAGUAUUUUAUUUAACUCAAUAUUUUCUCAGAAAUUUAAAUAUUUUUAAAUUUAAUUCUUUAAAUGACUAUUGCGAUUCAAAAUAUAAAAAUAAUAGUAUCUUAAACAAUCAUACUGAGGAAAAUAGUAAUAAAAGUAGAAAUAAAAUAGAAAAAAUAAAUAUAUUUUUUAAUAAAUCUAUUAAAUCAUUUCAAAAUAUAUUACUGUUUCCUAAACUAUUAACUAAAAUUAUAAGCAAUAAAAAUAUAAAUGAAAAAAAGAAAAAUUUUCUACAUAGUAAUAGUUCUAAUAAUUAUUUUUACGAAAGAGAAGAUGAAGAUGAAGAUGAUAAUGAAAAAGAAAUAAUAAAUAACAAUAUGUACUAUAAAAAGAAGAGUAGUAAUUCUUUUAUUAAUUCUCCAAAAGAUUCAGUAAAAUCAAAUGAAGGUAUUUUUAAAAAAAUUAUGACAAAAAGCUAUAAUUCUUUUAAGGAAAAAAUAAUGAAUACUGAUGUAAUAAGUAAAAUCAAUAGUACUACUAAUGAUUAUAUUCAGGAGGAAGAAUCAAAAUAUAACGAUAUUAGUUAUAAAGGUAAUAAUAGAGAUAUUGAUAACAAAAUAAAUAAUAAAUAUAAAAAAUUAAACAAUUCUUUUGAUAAAUUAAAAGAAAGUAAUAAUGAAUCAAAAAGAAUUUACAAGAAUAGUGAUUAUUACUAUUCAAAUAAAAGUCACAAUCAUAAAAAAAAUAAUUCAAGUAAAUUAUAUGAGAAGAAAGUUAAUUACUGUGAUUGUGUAAAAAAUUUAAGCAUUUUUUUUUUUGUAUUGAUUUAUGAAGUUAUGACAACAAUAUACAGUUUAGUUUAUACAAGUAUUAAUAAUUGCCUUAAUCCUAAUGAAGCAAAAUUUAUAAGUACAGAAAAUUUAAACAUUGCAGAAGAAGAAAACAAAUCAAAAUAUAAUCAUGAUAAUUCAUAUAAAAUUUUAGAAUUUUUAACAAUAUAUUUGCCUGAAAUACCUUGUGAUAUGUUUAAAAGAGAAAAGUGGAAAUAUGAUGAAUCUAAUCUAAAUUAUAAUGGUAGAAAAAAUAGAUUCAGUUAUAAUGCUCAAUAUGAGAAUAAUGAUUAUAAUGAAAUCUUAAAAAAUAAUAUAAAUAAUAAUCCUCAAAGGAGGAGUAUACCUGUUGAUUUUUUAUUGUUAGAUAAAAGAAAUAACUUUAAUAAAAAUAUAGAUUAUACUACUACUACUACUACUACUAAUAAUAAUAAUAAUAAUAAUUUCAGUGGACUAAAUGAAAUAACUCGUAAUUCAAUUAUUACUGAUAGUGAUUUCAAUAAUAGAAAUUCUAAUUAUGUUUUAGAUAAUGAAUAUAGAAACUCCUAUCUUACAAAACCUAAAAAUUUUAAUCCUUAUGAUAUAAAUUUCAUGAAAAUGAAAAAUGAUGAUGUAAAAGAUUUAAACAUGAUUCAAGAGUUAUUAUUUAAAAUUGAUGAGAGUAUAGACUUUAAAACAAAUCAAAGUAUAUAUAUGCUUAAAAAUGAUUUGCAAAAAAUUCAAGACAGCUGCUUAAAAAAAAUUUCUGAUAAUAACGAGAUAAUUAAAAAAAAUAAAUCUUUAAGAAUUCAAAAAAUAAAAUUUUAUUUUUUUAAAUAUAUGGCUAUACUAAUUGGUUUUUUUAUUUCUUUAAUGAGAUACGACCUAUUAGUUUAUUUUAAUUUCAUAAAGCCUGAACUGUUAUUUAGUAUUUUCUCUAAAUAUUUUCUGUUUUUAUCUUCCUAUAACAAAAAUUCCAUUUUUAUUGCAAUAAAUAUUAUAUUAAUAGUCACUUACUUUAUUCUAUAUUUUAAAUAUAAUAAAAGAAAUUAUUUUAAAUCAUUAGAUAAAAGUGAUUUAAAUAAAAUAAAAAUUAUUUUAUUGUUUACACAAAUAAUUUUUGAUGAAAUAAAUCAAUUACAUUUGAAACUACUUGGAAAAAAAAUAAAAGAUGAAAAAAAAUAA